GCCUGUAUUUCGUGACAAUGGCUAUUAUAAAUUGAACGGCAUAUUGUGGAUCAGUCAUAGAAGAAAACAUGAUCAAGUUUGUUGUAUUAAUACUCGUCGUAGCUGUAGCUUCUGCUAUUCCACAAAUACUUCCUCGUUUGGAUGGAAGGAUCGUCGGUGGAGAGAACGCAACCAUCGAACAAUACCAAUACCAAGUGUCUCUUCAGUUCCUUGGUGAACAUGUUUGCGGCGGUUCUAUUGUUAGCAGCAAAUACGUUGUCACCGCUGCUCACUGCACCAACGGAUUUUCAUAUUCCUCCUUCAGCAUUAAUGCCGGAUCAUCGAACCUUAACUCCGGUGGAGUCAACAUCGCCGUCAAAAAAAUUCUCCCACAUCCAAAAUUCAACUCUGACACCAUGGACUACGAUAUCUCAGUUUUGGAACUUGACAGUCCAUUGCCCUUCGGAAGCGGAAUCCAAGCAGUUUCUUUACCAAAUAACGACGAAGCCGCCACUGUAGGAGCUGAUGCCAUCUGCACCGGCUGGGGUCACACCAACGAAGGUGGUUCUUUUUCAGAUCAACUUCAAGUCGUCACCCUUAAGAUUAUUUCCACGGAAGAAUGUAUCAAUGCUUAUGGAGUUGGUAAAAUCACUGACCGUAUGAUCUGCGCUGGAGUUGGAGGUGGCAAUGAUUCUUGCCAAGGUGACUCUGGUGGCCCAUUGGUCUCUGAUGGAAAACUCGUUGGUAUCGUUUCCUGUGGUCAUGGAUGCGCCCGUCCAUCCCAUCCAGGAGUUUACACUCGCGUUUCCAAUUUUCGCGAUUACAUCACUCAGACCGCUGGUAUCUAAAUCCGAAAAUAUAU
Molecule: messenger RNA, 841 nt
Organism: Nicrophorus vespilloides
Lineage: Eukaryota; Metazoa; Arthropoda; Insecta; Coleoptera; Silphidae
Product: trypsin-2-like
Exons: 3
Coding region: 69-827 (252 amino acids)
Biological process (GO): proteolysis
Molecular function (GO): serine-type endopeptidase activity
Source: RefSeq, a predicted model, not a curated record